Messenger RNA from Ornithorhynchus anatinus (platypus), 6848 nucleotides. It is a transcript of the gene FRS2, whose product is annotated as fibroblast growth factor receptor substrate 2. The record is from RefSeq and is a predicted model, not a curated record. The transcript is spliced from 8 exons. Gene Ontology annotation, biological process: cell surface receptor protein tyrosine kinase signaling pathway. The coding region runs from base 907 to 2430 and encodes 507 amino acids. Gene Ontology annotation, cellular component: cytoplasm; cell-cell junction. Lineage: Eukaryota; Metazoa; Chordata; Mammalia; Monotremata; Ornithorhynchidae.
GAGGCGACUGUACAGCUGUGGUUUCUGUAAACCCAUCUCAAAUCAAGCCAGAACGUAUCGAAAUGAAUUAGUUGGACUGCCCCUCCCUAGCACCUCUGCCAGGUGAUAAAGUUACACCACCCCCUCUCUCUGAUUCUCAUUCUCUCUUGCUCCCUCCCUCCCUCCUUUCCACUGCCCUCCCCACCGCGUCUAGCUCUGUAAACUUCCACCCCUUCUAUUUCCACACGGUGGUUUUCCAGAUUUUUCUUCUUCAGGCUGUUGGGCGUGAAGAGGGUUACUUUAUGGCCGGGAAGAAUCAGUAGGGAACAUGACGUGUCCAGUUUACCUCUGAUAAGGUACCAUAUACUAGGUGGCAAAUGGAGAUUCUGUCAUAAAGGAGGGUAGGAUGGGUCAUGACAGAGUCGAUGAUGUCAAGUUGAAACUCUAAAUUUAAGAAUGUUGGAAGGAAAAAGUUAUAAAUCAUGGACUACCUUUUUGAUUGACCGGCCAUCGCCAUUGUGUAACGGCUCUCCCCCAUUUAUCCCCACAAAUAGACUUGUUAAUAAUGGUAAUAAUUAAACCUAUUUAAAAAUUAACACAGUUGUAGAUUAGACAAAACAUGUCAAACCUAACAGCGCUCAAUCUCUCGUCAUUAAUAGUGUCCGACCCCUGAGUUUUAUUUUUCUCUUGGGAAGUAAAGAGGAGACCUGAAAACUCAUCUGCUUUGGGUCGUGUCCGGCGGGUCCGUUCCCGAGAUGCGGCUCCGUGCGUCCUUCGGGAUCGAGAGAUGAGACUCCGGAUAGUGAGGUUGUCAGCAAGCAAAACAUGAUCGAGCAUUUUGAAGUAUGAUUGAAGUCCUGAUGCUGCAGCAGAGGCUCGGAAUAUUCAUGGCCAGAUCUAGAGAUCACAUGGUCUUCUAAAGAAGUCAUGGGUAGCUGUUGUAGCUGUCCAGAUAAAGAAACUGUCCCAGAUAACCAUCGAAACAAGUUUAAAGUCAUUAACGUGGAUGACGAUGGUAACGAGUUGGGUUCUGGCGUAAUGGAGCUGACAGACACAGAACUGAUUUUGUACACCCGCAAACGGGAUUCGGUAAAAUGGCACUACCUCUGUCUGCGUCGUUAUGGCUACGAUUCCAACCUCUUCUCUUUUGAAAGCGGUAGAAGAUGUCAAACUGGACAAGGAAUAUUUGCCUUCAAGUGCGCCCGCGCAGAAGAACUGUUUAACAUGCUGCAAGAAAUCAUGCAGAACAAUAGCAUAAAUGUGGUCGAAGAGCCAGUAGUAGAAAGGAAUCAUCAUCAGACCGAGUUGGAAGUCCCCCGAACGCCUCGAACCCCGUCUACUCCCGGGUUCGGCGCCCCAAAUGUACCCAACGGGUAUCCCCGCUAUCCCUCCUUCGGAGACGCGUCGUCCCACCCUUCCAGUAGACACCCGUCGGUGGGCAGUGCUCGGCUCCCGUCCGUAGGCGAAGAGUCCACGCAUCCGUUGCUGGUGGCAGAGGAGCAAGUCCACACCUACGUCAACACCACGGGGGUCCAAGAAGAGCGCAAGGCCCGAGCGGGCCCGCAUGCCCCCGCCGAGCUCCCCGGCGCCGAGAGCGGCGGGGCCGGGGGAGAGCCCGGCGGCCCCGAGGAGCGGGACCCCCAGGUCGUCCUCGAGCCCGAGGGGGUCAAGUUCGUGUUAGGGCCGACCCCCGUGCAGAGACAGCUGAUGGAGAGGGAGAAACUGGAGAAGCUCGGGUCAGAGGCGGCCGGGAGCCGCGGCCCGCCGCCCGGCGACCGGGAUGCGGGCCACGACGGCGCCGAGCGCCGAGAGGGGCCCGCCGCCCCCAAACUGGCGUACGAGAACAUCAACGGGCUCUCCCUCCCGGCCGGCCGCCGGGGCCGGCUCCCGCCCCCGCCCGCCGCCGGCCCCUCGGACGCCCAGAACGCCAACAACUCGGCCCAGCGGAGGACCGCGCUGUUGAACUACGAGAACCUGCCGUCCCUGCCCCCGGUCUGGGAGGCGGCCCGCAAGCCGGGCCGGGACGGGGCCGAGCCCCCGGGGCCGAAGACCCCGGCGGUCAACGGCUACCACCCGGCGCUGGACCCCGCGCACAACUACGUCAACACGGAGAACGUGGCCGUGCCGGCCAGCGCCCACAAGCCGGAGCCUCCCCGGCGCCGGGAAUGCGCCCCCUCCGUCUUCAACUUCGACCUCAGGCGGCCCAGUUUAGAACACAGGCAGCUGAACUACAUCCAGGUGGACCUGGAGGGCGGCAGCGACUCGGACAACCCCCAGACCCCCAAAACCCCCACCACCCCGCUCCCCCAGACCCCGACCAGGCGCACGGAGCUGUACGCCGUGAUAGACAUCGAACGGACCGCUGCUAUGUCCAGCUUGCAGAAAGCACUGCCCCGCGACGACGGCACUUCUAGGAAAACGAGACAUAACAGUACCGACCUGCCCAUGUGAGGCCGGGGGGAGGGGGCCGCCACCCGCCGUUUGCACCUUUGUGAAGUUGGGUUUUUUUGGGUUUUUUUUUUUAAAUGAAGAUGCGAGCGCUCCGUUUUCGUUUCUAAACACUAAUCCCUUUUCUAGACUGAGGCACGGUUUCUCCCGACUCCUCCGCGGGCUCGUUUCUGACGAGAGGGAGCCGAUGUCAGGUCCUCGCGUCUGAGCGGCUCUCGUCCCCUCCUCCGGUAGCCGUUGCGGGGGCUCGCCUCCGGCCCAGCGCCCGUCGAAGCGAGCGACGGGCCGGCUCGAGGAUGGGCACCCCGGACCCUGGUUGACGUCCGGUCGCGGUCGGCAUCCGCGAGCGGCGUCGGAAAGCCUCGCGAUCGGCGCGCCGCUCCCCGCGGGAAUCUAGCCUCCGACGGGAGCUAGCCGUCGACUCCCCCUCCAGAUGGCGCGUCGUGCGGUUUCCUUAGCUAGAGGCCUUCGGACGUGAGCCGCGACGCGUCGGACGGGUAAGGGAUAGUCAGCACGCCGGCUCCUUUCCCCUCGGCUGCCCGUCGGAGAGGGCGCCGCGUCCGCGAAGGUGCGGUCGGCCGUUGGUCUGCGUCGUGAAGGCGCGUCGGGGAGGGGCUUUGGGUGGGAGGGACGGCUCUUCCUCCCCUCCCCGGCCUCCUCGUUUCCCAGGAAAGGGACGCGCCAAGGUUCACUGGGCGCGAACCGUGGUAGGAUCUAAAAUCAACCUCAGGUCAAUCCCGCCAGAAACGGAUUUGCGUCGCUGUGCCGCGCCUCCUCCCCCCGAGGUACCCGAACGGGUAGCUCCGGCAGCGCUCGCCGGAAGGCGUAUGAGGUUUCCACGUACCUUAACUGGGCGUCGGGAUGUCGGUCUCGUUUUGUCCCCUAACGUCUUUACGUUUCGAUCGGUUGAGUUUGUAUAUAGUCCGACGUCUGAUCGUGCGUCCAUCCUUAUAUAUAUAGUCUACGUUCUUGUCAGAUUCUUUUUUCUGUCCUUUUUUUUUUUCUUUUUUUCCUUCGGAAGGUUCGUUUGUAACUCGCUGUUAGAUUUAACAGGGUCGUCCUUUUCCAGUAUUUAUUGAUACGCUGUUUACUUUCCACGUCUGCGUAGGCACCCUCUUAAGUUGGAAAUCUCACCCACGGGUCCGUGGGCGGCGAUCUCUCGGGUCGUCGGGGGGAGAGGCGGUGGUAAAACAGGGAGCCCCACGAUGUAAUCCGUGUCUGUGGACGCGCGUUUCCUCCCCCCACUCCUCCCCGAACCUCCACCCCCCAGCACUUUAGCAGUGGUUCGCUGAGCCAAGCGACUUAGCUUGACUGCAGUUGCACUGUUAGCCCAUAUUCUCGGAGUGUUCAUCAGCUCUGCUGUGGAAACGUCUAGGCGUCCCUCGAUCUCCCCCCGAGUGUCACUGCUAGAACAUUGCCAGCGCAACAGGUGCGACGGAGGACCAGUAGCAGAGGGAUUAAGUCAUGAUUUAGGCGGCCGAGGAACCGACGCUUCUCUAAAGGGACGUGAGUUCUCGAGUCAGAUCGGUCGGCAAAAUCAAAAUCGCCCGGUCCGGUUGUCCGUGAGGGCAAAAAGGAGGGUCAGAAGAGGGAUCGAGUCACCUUGCCAAAACUUCUGACGGAUUUUUGUUUGUUUUUCCCCACCUUCUGGAUCCCACGUGUCGCGGCUGUUUCCUAGCCUUUUUUUCCCGGUCCCGGGGGAGGUUCUCUCAUCAGAGUUCCAGGCUGACAGGCGGGGGUCGGCCUGGGAGUCAGGCUCACCUGCGUCGGUCCCCUUCCCCCCCGUGAAGGAUCCAUCACUCCACUAGAGCGGGACCACUGUAGGGAGGAAAAGGCGCCCAAGUCGGGUUCACUACUUCGAAACCACGAUUCCGUAAAUGUGCCUCCCAGGAUUUUCCUCUGGGAACUCGGUGCUUACUCAAGUGCUCACUUAGAGGCAGAGUGUGCCCGGUAGUUGGGAACGGGGAGGACGGUGGGAAUGCAGCCUCCCCGCUCCCCGUUCCGUCUGCCCCACGUCUCGCCGUUCCGGACUUUGGUUAUUUAACGGGGAGGGCGCCCACCGGACCAGCUGCGGGCGGCGGGAUUUACAGCGCGGUCCGGGAAAGAGGACGAAGAGAACGGGCGUCCCUUAACCCCGAGAAAUGAGACCGAGACAGGAUCGCUCAUCUUUCUACUAAAGGGCUAAUGCACUAACCUUACUCCUUCCGAUGUGGGGGGGGAAAAUAAAAAUCCUCUUGUCGACACUCGCCCCCAUCACUCUUGUCCGGAUCACCCCCAAACUCAGCGAGGCUUCUGUGAGACGAGAGGGGCAGAUUAGAGCUUGGCCAAAGGUGCCGUAAGAAGAGAGGAGGAGGAGACGGAGGAGCCAUGACAGUCGCACCCGGGUGUUUUGGGUUGAUGAGGAGAAAUUUGCGUACAACCAAAGUCACGUCGGGUUGACUGAGGGAGUUACAACUCUGGACCUCUAUUCCGACAAAAUUCAGAGUACUCCCCUCUGUCCCCCUCCAGAAUCCGGCAGCGCGUAUUAAGCCGCCCCUCGGGAGAGUCGCCUCCGUCGAAUCGACCGUUGGUCUUUGCACGAGAGGGGUUUGACGCGCACCCGCAGCAACGCCAUCCCACUCUUCCUUUCGCUCGCCCACUCCCCAGAGAUACAUUUUCUCCCUGACCAAGCUUGGAAUGGGAUGAGGGUAUCUUCUGCCUGCUUUUUCCUCGGACUGUGGGGUUUUUUUUGUUGUCGUUUCUCCUUCCCUUCUUUCAACUCUCCCGUCCUUGCAAAAAACUGCAAUCUGGUGCCUUCCCUCCCACCAGGAAGAUAAGGCAAGUGAUUCUUUCAUUUUACUGCUGCUGUGGAGUGACAAGAUAUGCACUUUACUCUUGAUGACUAAGCAAAUAGCUUUUUCUCUCCUCAGCCCGUCUAGCUUGUUGUCCCCAGUCGGCUCUGCAGACGCCAGGCUUGGGUUCUAGGAAGAUCCGCCGGUAGGCUUCGGGUUUCCGGCGGCUGUCGAUGCAGAUCCCGCGGUUGAAUAGUACGCGUAUGUACGGGAUGACACGAUGCUGUAAUCUUUUCUCAGAAAAUGCGGUACAGCAUGUAAAGUACCUCAAGACACGUUCUCCGACAUCAAAAAAAAUGGGAAAGGGGCCUUAUAUUUUUCACUGUUUCCCAGCCAUCCGCCACUGUGUUUUUUGCCUCCGGGCGAAGUUUCUCUCCAGCUGUAGAUUGCUCCCCCGAUGCUAUCUAGUCCACGAGGAGCCGGCGAUCUGUGCGGCCGAUGCCCCGUGUGUUUGCGGGUCGAUGUGUAUACGUAGAUAUUUACACUUGCGCGCGCACACACACACACACACAGCAUGCCUCCUUCCGAGAACUCCUAGGUAAAUCACUGCUUCUUUGCAGUUUCGUUUGAGAAGUCCGAUGCGUGAGGUAUAUGGUACUAACUUUCUCUUCUUUCCCUGAAAUUUGCCAAAUUCUGAGCACGGGCAUUCUCCGCACUAGAAAGAGACUGGUGUAGAAUGACUGAAUGUAUAGAAAAUGCUUCCGGUGUGAGUUGAGUAAAAAUCGGUGUGGAAUGCCCUGAGACAAUAUGCCUAAAUAUCUCUAUCCUCCGUCCCCCUAAACCAUCUCUCCUUUCCCUGUCGCGCCCCCCUCCGCCCCCUCCAACCUCCCCCUUUCUUUUCCCCUCCCUCCGUCACUUUGAUCCGUUUCAGCAUCGCUAGGUCUACUUUAAACCGUUCGUCUGCAUCUCAAACUACACUCUAGAUUUGCAAUUCUGGUACAACUGAACACUUUUAAAAUUCGAAGCUGCCUGGUGAAUAGUACAGUAGCCACCAACGUGCCACAGUUGCAUUCUUCAAUGCAAAGUAGUCAUUUUUUUAUAAAGGCCAAAAUCACGUUACGUUUUAUUUUCAUUUUAUUGUAUGAUAUUGUAAGAUUAUUGUAUGUCCUAAUUUGCAUUAUAAAAUGUUUAAGUUUUUUCCUACUUAAAGGCAUAAAUAUAGCAACUUUGUAUAAAGGUAGCUUACUAGAUUUUUAAUUUUUUUCUUUUAUAAAAAGUUGUCUAACAGUGGGACUACCAUUGCCAAAUUGUACAUGAAAUAUGAAUUUUGCCCCCUUUGGUUACGAUUUCUUUUUAUAAACAUUCCACGUUUCUCUAUAAAAGACUAAAGUGAUACUGUACUAUGCAGAAAUUGUGUAUUUUUGAUGCGGUUUCCUACCGGCAUUUUGCAUUUUGGUUUGCGUUUUUAGUAUUGAUAUAGCUUUCCAGAUGUUAAUUAAAAUAAAACCUUGUAUUAUGUGAUAUUGACAACAUUGUUUGCCUCCUGUCUUCCCCCAGCCCCCUGGUUCCCCCUUCUCCCCGCCCUCCGUUCCCUCCCCGUCAGUGCCAACUUCAUAAUUUUUGUAGCAUGGCAAUAAAAUAUUGAUUUUA